CGAGCGCCCUCCCUGGCGGACGGUGGCCGAAAAGGCCGGAGAAAAGCGAAUGGCAACGGCGCUGCUGCGUAGUAACAGCAGGCGCCUCAGCCGUUUGUUGCCGGUGCCUGUUUCUCGCCCUUUCGGCAGCAUGGAGGCCGCGGCUGCUGCUUCUCCCUCAGGCCCGACCGCCGAGGCUGGUCGGUGGCUGGGGGCGCUUCGUUUCGACAACCGGGCGCUGCGGGCCCUGCCUCUGGACCCGAGCGAGGAGAACGUGCCCCGGCCCGUGUCGGGCGCCUGCUUCUCGCGGGUGCGGCCUACCCCGGUGCGCGGCCCUCGCCUGGUGGCCGCGUCCGCGCCGGCGCUGGAGCUGCUGGGCCUGAGGGAGCCUCGCGCGGCCGACGAGGAAGCCGAGGCGGCGCUCUACUUCAGCGGGAACCGGCUGCCUCCCGGCGCGGAGCCCGCCGCCCACUGCUACUGCGGCCACCAGUUCGGCAGCUUCGCCGGGCAGCUGGGCGACGGCGCGGCCGUCUACCUGGGCGAGGUGCUGAACCUGCGCGGCGAGCGCUGGGAGAUCCAGCUCAAGGGAGCCGGCCUCACCCCUUUCUCCCGACAAGCAGAUGGUCGUAAAGUUCUGCGAUCCAGCAUAAGAGAAUUCCUGUGCAGCGAAGCAAUGUUUCACCUAGGAAUACCUACAACCAGAGCUGGAACAUGCGUAACAUCUGAUUCAGAAGUUAUUCGGGACAUUUUUUACGAUGGAAAUCCAAAAAAAGAAAGGUGCACAAUUGUCCUGAGAAUAGCACCCACGUUUAUUAGGUUUGGAUCAUUUGAAAUUUUUAAAGCUACUGAUGAAUAUACAGGACGUAAAGGCCCCAGUGUUGAUAGAAAUGAUAUUCGAAUACAAAUGCUUGAUUAUGUAAUCAGCACUUUCUACCCAGAGAUUCUACAAGCACACUCAGACAAUAAUGUCCAGAGGAAUGCUGCUUUCUUUCGGGAGGUAACAAGGCGGACAGCAAGGAUGGUUGCCGAAUGGCAGUGUGUUGGAUUUUGUCAUGGUGUGCUCAAUACGGAUAAUAUGAGUAUUGUUGGACUUACAAUUGACUAUGGACCCUUUGGAUUUAUGGACAGAUACGAUCCUGAACAUAUUUGCAAUGGAUCUGAUAACGCCGGGCGCUAUGCUUAUAAUAAGCAACCAGAGAUUUGUAAGUGGAACCUAGGCAAGCUUGCUGAAGCCUUAGUCCCAGAACUUCCAUUGGAAAUCAGUAUACCCAUCCUGGAAGAAGAAUAUGAAGCAGAAUUUGAGAGGCAUUAUUUGCAAACAAUGAGAAAAAAGCUAGGAUUAAUUCAGCUCCAGUUGGAUGAUGAUAAUAAAUUGGUUUCUGAUUUAUUGGAAACUAUGCGGGUCACAGGUGCAGAUUUUACAAAUACUUUCCGCUUGCUGAGCUCUUUCCCAGCAGAUUCUGAUCCUUUAAACCUGGAAGAGUUCUUAGAUAAGAUUUCAAAGCAGUGUGCAUCCUUGGAAGAACUGAAAGUUGCAUACAAGCCUCAAAUGGACCCCAGACAGCUUUCAAUGAUGCUGAUGUUAGCCCAGUCUAACCCACAACUUUUUGCCUUAAUUGGGACAAAAUCUAACAUAAAUAAAGAACUGGAACGCAUAGAGCAAUUUUCUAAGCUACAGCAGUUAUCAGCAUCUGAACUGGUUAGUAGAAAUAAAGGACACUGGAAAGAUUGGCUUCAGAACUACAGAGUUCGGCUAGAAAAAGAAAUGGAGCAAUUUGGCAAUUCUGAUAACUGGAGUGCUGAGCAUGUGAAAAUUAUGAACUCAAAUAACCCAAAAUACAUAUUGAGAAAUUACAUUGCUCAAAAUGCUAUAGAAGCAGCAGAAAAUGGAGACUUCAUGGAGGUAAGGAACGUUUUGAGGCUCCUAGAAAAGCCAUAUGAAGAAGACUUGGAAUGCUACAAUGAGGCAACUGAGGGUCCUGAAGUAGAAGAAGUGGGGGCUGCCGCUGCUGAGUGUAGUUCAGCAUCCAGGAGAAGAGUUCCCUAUAGCAGUAAACCUCCACUCUGGGCUUCUGAGCUCUGUGUUACAUGAUCUUCCUAACUGCCUUGUUUGUAUUUUCCACAAAGGGAUAGUGAUCUUCCCAAGUGGAGAGUGCAUCAAGGUGUAUAGAAGUGCUAUUAAUUCUCAAACAGAUGGGUCGGAUGUCUUCACAGUCUCACUUGAGCCAUAUUCAUUUUACAACUUGUGACCAUCACAACUGUCCACGCACACUGCUGAAAGACAGACCAAAGUUUUAUCUUUUAUUCAUCGCAAAGUGCAGUUAUAUUUUUUCCGCCCUGAUCUGUGAACAUCCAAGUGAAAUCUGUGUUUGUGAAGACAAAAAUAGCAAUCCAGAUGCUGGAAUUAUUUUUGUCUGAAAAUGAACUAAUAGUACUUCCUGGCAAUAUAUUUGUAACAUUUUUUAUUAUUAUGCAGGGAUAUCUCUCAAUGGGGAGUGGGUUUAAGCUCAUCAUUGCUUAUUCUAAGCUAUGUUUCAUUUAAUAGUUCAUUUAUUGUGAACCUUUGUGUUUAAAUCAAGUUUUUAGAGAAAUUAUUUUUGGGUCGUAGGGAAAAGAUGAUGGUGUAUAUUUAAAAAAAUGGAAUGAAGAAGAAAACUAGUUUCAGUGUAAAUGAUUUACAUAUAGUGGCCUGAUUUCAGUUAGGGCCAUAACCAUACUAAAGCAUAUGGUUCAAGACUCUAUUCUGGGUCUUAAUGCAAUCCCACAAAAAGAGGCUCCACGCUGACAGCACCAAUUGUUGGAAUAGUGGGGAAACGACUCCCCUCUGCCUCCUGUAGGUGUUCAGCAUUGACAGUAGAGAGCAUGAGUCAACAGGUUAAUUUUUGCCAAAAUGUAUAAUGUAUAAAUUGCUUUGUAUUUGAACAAUGCCUUCAAAUGAUGUAUGCUUUCACUCUUGCAUCUCAGAUAACCUAUUUAUUUCCUAUGUAAACAACUUUGCUACCUCAUGGAAAGUCUUCCGUUCUCGCGCUUUUUGCCUUUUGUGGCAAUUGAGUUAUAUUUUAACUUUAGCUUAUUUCAGCUUCAGCGAAACAGCUGCAUGAAAACAUGGCUGUUCUUCAGAGGUGUGUUAAAAGAGGUUAUGCUCCAAUACAUCCUGAUGGCUGUGACUGUAGUCCCAAGGACUGUUCUUUACAGUUAGUAUCCCUUUAAAAUCAGUAGGAAUGUACUGGAGUGUCAACGCACCUCUCACAUAUCGUGAUCUUUCUGCCUUAUAAUGUAAACGUAGACUAGCAGUUGGAAAAUAAAAAUACGUUGAUGUGAGUUAUUGAUAAAUGGCAGACACAGGAAAUUUUGCAGACAACUGCUAUACUUUUCUUGCUUUUAAUUUAAAGUUCUGUACACACAAAUGAAUGAAUAGGGCUAUUAUUAAUUGGUCUUGCUGUUAGCAGAUCUUAACUGUGGCUUCUGAGGGUCUUAUGUAGAGUUUUAAAUUAAAAAAACAGUGCUCAGGUCAGCUGUUGUGAAUGGAAUACCUAUUGCACACAAUCAAAAUUACUUACUUUUUAUGCAGUUUUAGCAAUAAAAACAUGCCACAUGAAUGUUUUUAUGAUACUUUUAAGUAUUGCACUCUAUACCUUUUGAAGAAUGUUGUGGACAUUUCCUCAUUCUGCAAAUAAUAGGAAAAAUCUGAAAUCUAUUACGCUGAGCUGUGUUAAUUGAAAAUAAAUUAUUUUGACCAUUAA
Messenger RNA from Podarcis raffonei (Aeolian wall lizard), 3722 nucleotides. It is a transcript of the gene SELENOO, whose product is annotated as selenoprotein O. The transcript has 9 exons. Lineage: Eukaryota; Metazoa; Chordata; Lepidosauria; Squamata; Lacertidae. The record is from RefSeq and is a predicted model, not a curated record.